UUUCACUCGCACUCACUGCGGUGCGCAAUAAUGGACUGACGGAUCCGUUGAGACUACCUUAUGCUUAUUCUAAGUUGAGGCGUCGAAGCAACCGCAUCUGAUCCGAAGCUCGCUCUCCAUUUUAGGCGGCUUUCCAGGAAUUCAAGGCAUCCAGACCCCGGAAUCGGAGGACCAGAAUCCGCCAUGUCGUCCACGUCGAGUGUGAAGCUGGUUGUUUACGCCCUGGACGUACUUUGCUCCUUGCUGGCCUUGGUGCUGAUAUCGUUUGGCCUUUAUGUGGUGGUGUCCUACGAUCUGAACGAAGUCGGACAGCUAUCGGCGUACGCCUACGUGGCACUCGGAGUGGCUGCCCUGGUGGUGGUGCUUUGGGGAUACCUGUCCGCCUGGCGGGAGAAUGUGUGCUGCACAGUCACAUUCAUUGUUUUCCUCUGCCUGGUCAUUGUGGCCCAGUUCGCCGUCGUCUACUUGCUGUUUACCCAGGAGAAGUCGGUGGCCUCCAACCUGGCCAACUCUCUGGAGUCGACGUGGGAGGAGGAGCUGAACAAUCCCGGAGCCAUGUCGCUCUACCAAAACUGGUUCCAGUGCUGUGGUCGUGGCAGCCCUCAGGACUACAUAAUCAACGGACGCCUGCCUCCGGAUACCUGUUUCCAGAACCACGACAAGAGUAAGCCCGAGAACCUAAUCCGCACCGGCUGCCGGGUGGAGUUCGAGAACUACUGGAUGCACUUGAUCCACAUAUUCAACAUCCUGGCCAUCGUGCUCAUCGGACUCGAGCUCCUGCUGAGUGUCAUCUCCUGCCGCCUUUGCAACAGCAUUCGCAACGAUGCCCGUCGUUCGUACUUUUAGGACUAUAAAACACCACAUACUCAACUGGAGAUGCAGUCAACUUGUUAAAUUUGCAAAACAUUACUCUAUUACUCUAUUUUGAAAUGGCUUGGCAAGUCUUGGGUGCAAGACUGAAGGGAAAGUCUGCUGUUGAACUUUCGAAAUUGAAACUCUCUCGUUACCAGCACUUUAAUGAUGUUUAACCUUACUCACACACUGAUUUCUGUGAAAACACACAAAGCAACAACAACAACUCACGAAUAUUGUUAAGAAGGUAAAAUAGUUUUAUAUUAUUUAUUAAAAGAUAUUUCUAAAUAAAUGAGUCAAAACCCAGUCAAAAA
Messenger RNA from Drosophila ficusphila, 1166 nucleotides. RefSeq names its product protein late bloomer. Bases 184 to 846 code for a protein of 220 amino acids. The transcript has 6 exons. Gene Ontology annotation, cellular component: membrane. Lineage: Eukaryota; Metazoa; Arthropoda; Insecta; Diptera; Drosophilidae. The record is from RefSeq and is a predicted model, not a curated record.